AUGGUUAGCAAAUAUCUCAUCGGUGCUGGUGCACUGCUCUCACCUCUUGUGUCUGCCACGUCCUCGGCAAAGCGCGGUCUCAUCUUCAUCCCCAACUCAACCACUCUUCAAGACAACUCCAUCUGGGUCCAGACAGGCUCAGACCUCACCUGGUACUACAACUAUGGCAACCUGCCCAGCUCGGACUAUACACACAUCCCGCAGUCCAAAUUCGAGUUUGUGCCCAUGAUGUGGGGAGUCGGGCCAAACCCUUCUCAAGACACUGCUUUCCACGACAGCGUCGUCAAUCUGAUCAACACCGGCACGCCCAUCUCUCAUGUGCUGUCUUUCAACGAACCCGAUGCCCCUUCUGCUUGGGGCGGUAGCGAUGUCACGCCCGCCAACGCCGCUCUGGCUUGGAUCGCCAACUUUGUUCCUCUGCAGAAGCUCGGAGUCAAGUUGGGAAUCCCUGCUGUGACCGGUGCCCCCACUGGAUUCGACUGGACGGAGCAGUUCCUGGCAAACUGCACCAGCAUCCUCCAGACGCAGUGCCCAUACGACUUUAUCCCUCUGCAUUGGUACGACAACUUGGGGGGACUGCAGAGCCACAUUAACCAAUAUGCCACUGCAUUCCCCGGCAAGAAAAUCUGGGUCACCGAAUACGCCGACCCCAACCAAGACCUCGCCACCACGCAGCAAUUCUUCAACCAGAGCGCAAGCUACAUGGACGGCCUCGCCUCCCUCGAGCGCUACAGCUACUUUGGCGCCUUCCGAUCCAACGUGAGCAACGUCGGGCCAAACGCCACCUUUUUGAACAACGCCGGCCGCCUGACCGACAUUGGAUCGUUGUAUCUCGGAUUUGGCCUGACCGGCGUCGUGCCCACGUCUAAUAACUAG
Trichoderma atroviride IMI 206040 is the source of this 876-nucleotide messenger RNA. RefSeq lists its product as uncharacterized. Gene Ontology annotation, cellular component: fungal-type cell wall. Gene Ontology annotation, biological process: fungal-type cell wall polysaccharide metabolic process. The record is from RefSeq and is a predicted model, not a curated record. NCBI's taxonomy places the organism in Eukaryota, Fungi, Ascomycota, Sordariomycetes, Hypocreales, Hypocreaceae.